AUGUGGAAUCCGUGGAGAGAAAACUUGAAGGACACGCCGAAAGAGUCGCUCAACUGGCGACUCUGGUAUGGUGUCUUUGUGUUUGGUAUCAUGGGCGCCGCCCGAGGUAUCGAUGAGGGUCUGAUCGGAACAACCGCAGAACUCAAACCUUUCAUCAAGAAGUUCGGCCUUGACGACCCCACCAAGAGCAAACAUGACCUCGCGGAUCUCCUAUCCAACAUCACCUCUAUGGUGCAGAUGGGCUCCAUCCUGGGAUCCUUGAUUGCUUUUGCGAUAACGGAUCGUAUUGGUCGUCUAUGGUCCACACGGCUUCUUUGCCUCAUAUGGGUUACUGGCAUCACCAUCUUCUUGACCAGUUCACUCACUGGCAGUGUUGGUCAGAUUUAUGCUGGACGUUUCAUUGCCGGCGUUGGAAUCGGCCAAACUACAGUCGUUGCGCCGACCUACCUUGCGGAGACCGCACCUAGAGCCAUUCGAGGUCUUUGUGUGGGUGCCUUUUCUGGAUCAGUCUAUCUUGGUAUCAUGCUUGCAUACUUUGCUUCUUGGGGAUCGUCCAUUCAUAUUUCGUCAGCGACUGACAAGCAGUGGCUCGUUCCCAACAGCAUGCACAUCAUGUUUGCUGGCCUUAUCUUCAUACUUUCAUUCUUCGCCAGCGAGAGCCCUCGUUGGCUGAUCAAAGUCGGAAGACAUGAGGAAGCUCUUGAGAAUAUGUCACGCCUACGAAAGCUACCUGCUGAUCACCCGUACAUCACGUCUGAGAUCAUAGACAUCAACGACCAAUUGAACAGAGAGAGGGAAGCAACGAUGGGCACAACAUGGCUGGGUCCAAUUAGAGAGUUGUUUUCGACCAAGGCCAAUCUCUACCGCAUUCAAUUGAGCAUCAUGAGCCAGCUGCUCGGUCAGUGGUCGGGGGCGAAUAGUAUCACAAUCUACGCGCCGCAGUAUUUUGCGAUGAUGGGUACGACAGGUCAAAAAGAGAAGCUCUUCGCUACCGCUAUCUUCGGUGUUGUCAAAUUUGUUUCCAGCAUAAUUUGUGCCCUUUUCCUCAUCGACUACAUCGGACGAAAGCGAUCCCUUACCUCUGGUAUUACCCUACAAUUUGUCUCCAUGCUAUAUAUGGCGCUAUUCCUCUUGAUCGAUACUGGAGUCAGCAACAAGAGUAUUCCGCAGACUCCUAGUCAGAAGCGAGCAGCCAUGGCUGCCAUUGUCGCGAUCUACUCCAGUGGCUUCGGUUGGGCAUUGGGCUGGAACAGUAUCCAGUAUCUGAUAAACUCCGAAAUUUACCCACUUAGACUACGCGCAUUGGGUGGCAGUCUUGCGAUGACGUUCCACUUCGUCAACCAAUACGGAAACUCCAAGGCUGUUCCGUUGAUGUUCCUCUCUAUGACCACUGGUGGUACGAUGAUGUUCUUCAGCUGCGUCACUGGGCUUGGUCUAUUUUGGGUUUGGUUUUUCUUGCCAGAAACAUCUGGCAAGUCGCUUGAAGCCUUGGACGAGAUUUUCAACUUGCCCUGGCAUCUUAUUGGUCGCAAGGGCGCACAACUCACCCGAGGAACUGGUGGCAUGUCGGAGGUCUUGGAUACCGCGGGCGAGAAGGCUGCCACAGCUCAAAUGGAAGAUGCAGCCGAAAGGGAUGGUGUUCAGACGCACAGUCAGAGAAUGGAGCAAAAGGUCUAA
Molecule: messenger RNA, 1677 nt
Organism: Dothidotthia symphoricarpi CBS 119687
Lineage: Eukaryota; Fungi; Ascomycota; Dothideomycetes; Pleosporales; Dothidotthiaceae
Product: general substrate transporter
Exons: 6
Coding region: 1-1677 (558 amino acids)
Biological process (GO): transmembrane transport; carbohydrate transport
Cellular component (GO): membrane
Molecular function (GO): carbohydrate:proton symporter activity
Source: RefSeq, a predicted model, not a curated record